CAACACCUCGUUCUCCUCCUCGCUUCCUUCCACCCUAUCCCUCUCUCUCCUACUCGUCAUCAACAUACAUGGUGGGCAGCGGCGGCGGCGGUGGCGGCGACUCGCACACCUCCUUCCAACAAUAUGACGACGGCAUCCACCGCCUUGUGGGCACGCCGCACAUCCGUGGCCCCUCGCAUCUCCAACUUCCCCUCCUCGCCCUGGGCUUCUUCGGCUUCCAAAUGGUCUGGUCAAUAGAAAUGGCCUAUGGUACUCCCUUUCUCCUCGAGCUUGGUCUGAGCAAAUCUACAAUGGCCAUCGUAUUCAUAGCGGGACCCAUCAGCGGGCUAGUUGUCCAACCCCUCAUCGGUACAUUGGCAGAUUCCUCUACUCACCCUUGGGGAAGACGUAGGCCUUACCUCGUUGCUGCUACGUUGGUCACUGCAGCUUUUGUGCUCUUGUUCGGAUUCGCGAGGCUACUCCCUGCGUUGCUAGGGAUGGAGGUAGAUCAGGCUGGGUGGGCUACUCCUACUCUGGCCGUCGUGGGGAUCUGGGGGAUGGACUUUGCUGUAAACGCAAUGAUGGCUCUGGAUCGAUCCCUUUUGCUUGAUAUGCUGCCAAGGGAGAGACAGGCCGAUGGAACUGCUUGGUCUGCCAGACUGGCAACUUUGGGGGCCAUUCUAGGCUUCUUCGUGGGUGAUAUAGACCUCCCCGCCACUUUUCCCUUCACCAUCCUCCCCUCCUUCCUCCUCGCCGGGACCCGAACCCCAAGCGAGGGGCAGGUGCGCUGUCUCUCCCUCAUCACGGCCUUUUCCGUUCUCACCACCCACGCAGUCGUGGCAUGGUGCGCCGUAGAGCAGCGCCUCGUCGAGGUGUGCCCCUCAGAUGAAGCGGGCGCAGCUGCUGCGCGAAGAAGAAGAAGACAUCGACGGCACCCUCGAGGAGGUGGUUCGAUACUGCUGGACCCGAUCAGGUCCGCCAGCGAGUCCCUGAGGGAGAUCGUGGCUGUCGCCCGCAGCCUACCACCGCGCAUCACGAGCAUCUUUGCCGUGCAGCUGUGCAGCUUCGUCAGUUGGUUCCCGAUGCUCUUUUACGCCACAGAAUGGAUCGCUACGGCCGUCCUUGCGCCCACCGCUACUACGGACAAGGAUAGAGCGAGAGGCACUCGUGCCGGGUCCCACGCCAUGUUCCUUCAAGCGCUCGUCAGCUUUGCGUGUUCGGCUGGCCUACCUUUCUUGCUCCCUGACCCGGAUAACAAGGGCGAAAUCGAUUCGGCGAGUAGUAGCACAAAGACUCAUUCCGCAUGGCUACCAUCCUGGCUCUCCAGACUAGCGGCGCGUCGCCCGCGCACCUCCCUCCUCAAGCUCUGGCGCUACGCCCACCUACUCCUCUUCGCCCUCGUCACCCUAGGCAGCGGACCCGCUCAGGCGACGCACAGCCUGCGCGGCGCAAAGGCUAUUGUGGCCGCCUCUGGCUUCUCGUGGGCUGUGACUAAUUGGGCGCCUUAUGCUUUGAUUGGGAUAUUCCUUCAAGAGGGGGAGGGUAAAGGAGGUGGGGAAGGGGGGCAGGGGGAGGGCAUGGCUCUUGGAGCUGGGAGGGCGAGGAGGGGCCAAUACCAGUCUGUUCCCUCGAGCGAAGAGUUGGGCGAGGCGGAGGGAGAGGGAAAUGAGACGGUCAUUGACCACGAUCGAGAGGGACGUGGAGCGAGAGAGAGCGAGGGGCAGGCGGCGAUCCUCGAGCAGUGCGGUAGAGUAGGGUUAGAAGAUGCGAAGCAAGACGUCACGACAGCGAAUAGAUCAGAUCAGAUACCAUAUCACACGAGCCAAGCGGCCUGUUCGUAGAGCGAGCAAGAGGACUUUUUCGUGGAGUAUUAAGCAUAAUAAUGAUAACAGUGGCGCGUGCACGAAAGGGCCCACCAGUCGUGAGCCCUG
Messenger RNA from Jaminaea rosea, 1910 nucleotides. RefSeq lists its product as hypothetical. Gene Ontology annotation, cellular component: membrane. Gene Ontology annotation, molecular function: sucrose:proton symporter activity. The transcript has 3 exons. The record is from RefSeq and is a predicted model, not a curated record. Lineage: Eukaryota; Fungi; Basidiomycota; Exobasidiomycetes; Microstromatales. The coding region runs from base 69 to 1820 and encodes 583 amino acids.